Molecule: messenger RNA, 498 nt
Organism: Penicillium waksmanii
Lineage: Eukaryota; Fungi; Ascomycota; Eurotiomycetes; Eurotiales; Aspergillaceae
Product: sodium-independent anion transporter
Exons: 2
Coding region: 1-498 (165 amino acids)
Source: RefSeq, a predicted model, not a curated record
AUGCUGCCCGCAUCGCACGCCAAUUCACCGAAGGAUUACCAAAAUGCGGAAAAAUCCACGAACAGACUCUGGAAUGAUACCAAAGCUAGACGCAUUGAAGAUUUGCGCAAGAAAGCACGCACAACGAAUAACGAGGAAAGCUUCCUUCCCCAUGUACGGACAGUGAUCAUCGAUAUGACGCGCGUCACCCACAUCGACACAAGUGGAAUGCAGGCUCUGGCAGAUACCAGAUCCAUGCUCAAGGAGUGGGCCGGCGCGGAUGCUGAACUGGUCUUUGUGGGGCUGAAUGAACGAGUGAGGGAGCGAUUCCAAAGGGCCGAGAAGAGCUUCGUAUCUUCGAAGAAUGAUAGUAGCCCUAGAGAUCAAGGCUACAUUGUUUUUGACGUUCUGCAGACGGCACUAUAUAACACCCAUGCGUCGGAGGAGAGUAGCACUGAUGUGGCUAAGAAUGACUCGUCACCGGAGUCAAAUUGCGCAUCAGAUAUUCAGAUAUCUUGA